GCUUUCGCCGAGGACGGGCAAUGGUGUUGCGUGGCAUCAGAGUCGUGGAGUUGGCGGGCCUGGCCCCGGGGCCGUUCUGCGGGAUGGUCCUGGCGGACUUCGGCGCUCAGGUGGUGCGCGUGGACAGGCCGGGCUCCGUGGGCGACGUGAGCCUUUUGGCCCGGGGCAAGCGCUCGCUGGUGCUGGACCUGAAGCGGCCGCGAGGAGCCACCGUGUUGCGGCGCAUGUGCGCACGCGCGGAUGUGUUGCUGGAGCCUUUCCGCAGCGGUGUCAUGGAGAAACUCCAGCUUGGGCCAGAGACUCUGCUGCAGGACAACCCAAAGCUCAUCUAUGCCAGGCUGAGUGGAUUUGGCCAGUCAGGAAGUUUCUCCAAAGUAGCGGGCCAUGACAUCAACUAUUUGGCUUUGUCAGGUGUUCUAUCAAAGAUUGGCAGGAGUGGGGAGAACCCGUACCCACCGUUGAAUCUCCUGGCUGACUUUGGCGGUGGUGGCCUCAUGUGCACACUGGGCAUUGUGCUGGCUCUCUUUGAACGCACACAUUCUGGCCAAGGGCAGGUCAUUGAUGCGAACAUGGUGGAAGGAACGGCAUACUUAAGCUCUUUCCUGUGGAAAACUCAGCCCAUGGGACUGUGGGAACGGCCUCGAGGACAAAACAUGCUGGAUGGUGGGGCUCCUUUCUACACAACCUACAAGACCGCAGAUGGGGCGUUCAUGGCUGUUGGUGCAAUAGAACCCCAGUUCUAUAAGCUGCUGCUCAAAGGACUUGGCCUCAAGUCUGAUGAACUCCCCGCCCAGAUGAGCAUAGCUGAUUGGCCGGAACUGAAGAAGAAAUUUGCAGAUGUGUUUGCAAAGAAGACCAAGGCAGAGUGGUGCCAGAUCUUUGAUGGAACGGAUGCGUGUGUGACCCCAGUGCUGACUUUUGAGGAGGCCCUCCACCACAGCCACAACAGGGAACGGGCCUCCUUCAUCACUGAUGAGGAGCAGCACGCAAGCCCCCGCCCUGCCCCUCAGCUGUCCAGAACCCCAGCCAUCCCUUCCACCAAAAGGGACUCUUCCGUAGGGGAGCACACCGAAGAGGUGCUGAAAGAAUUUGGCUUCUGCCAGGAAGAAAUUGAUCAGCUGCGCUCGGAGAGAGUCAUUGAAAGUAGGAAGCCGAAAGCCAACCUCUGACUCAGGCACAAGUGAAUCUGCACGCUGCAUUUACACAGGAGAAUGAUAUGCACAA
Acomys russatus (golden spiny mouse) is the source of this 1224-nucleotide messenger RNA. RefSeq names its product alpha-methylacyl-CoA racemase (gene Amacr). The transcript has 5 exons. Gene Ontology annotation, biological process: bile acid metabolic process. Lineage: Eukaryota; Metazoa; Chordata; Mammalia; Rodentia; Muridae. The record is from RefSeq and is a predicted model, not a curated record. The coding region runs from base 21 to 1169 and encodes 382 amino acids. Gene Ontology annotation, molecular function: alpha-methylacyl-CoA racemase activity. Gene Ontology annotation, cellular component: mitochondrion.